CAUUAUUAGUACUUCUCCCAUUCAUAUAUUUAUUCAUGCAUGCAUGUGCACUGUGUGUCCUUCACGGGCUUCCGUACGGGUUUCUAGCAGUUCAGGCGCUGCAUUGUGGAGGGACACCGGGAUCACGUUAACGUUUAGCAUGUACUGCAGCAGACACUGCCUCCGGACCGCGCUGCGGGCUGCAGCGAGCACACACCGGCAACAGCUUCUGCGGCAGGCGCCGACCCUGUGUGCGCUCAGACUUUUGAAGACCAGUCCGGCCACCCACUCAGAUGCCAUCGCCACCCCUCCACUAGAUGGAGCGCCCAAACAAUAUUCCCCCAAAAUCCAACAGCUCGUCAGUGACAUAUCCAGCCUCACUUUAUUAGAAGUGUCGGACCUCAACGAGCUCCUAAAGAAAACUCUGAACAUUCAGGAUGUUGGAAUGAUGCCAAUGAGUGCAUCAGCUGUUCCUGCGGCUCAGGCCGUAGAAGAGGAGGAAGCACCGGCCAAGAAAGAGCAGACUCACUUCACAGUAAAGUUGACGGAAUUAAAGGCAGCUGAUAAAGUGAAACUUAUAAAGGAAGUGAAGAACUGCAUCCAAGGCUUGAAUCUGGUGCAGUCCAAGAAACUGGUGGAGUCUCUUCCCCAGGAAAUCCGAGCCAACGUAUCCAAAGAAGAGGCAGAGAAACUGAAAGCAGCCCUGGAGGCAGCAGGCGGCACGGUGGUGUUGGAGUAGACGUUGUGUGCCCACCUGUGCACCCCCGUUCUACACCGUUUUGCUGCUCAUGCACUUCAACGUUCAUCCUAUUAUUUCUUUUUUUUUUACAUGACAAAGAGGAAGAUCCCAGGAGAAAAGGAAACAAAUGCCUUCUGACAUGAAUACUGUCUCUUAACAGCAGUCAGGUGGGGCGGCACAACUCAGACUGAACUUUUCCAGGCACACAGCCUGCACAAAUGGCCGCCUCACUGUUUCCUUGUCCAUUUGUCUGCUCGUGUGUCUGUCUGAUGCUUGUGUAGCGGGAAAAAAAAGCUACAGAAACACUGGCCCUGGUGCCAAGUAAGCCAGUUGGUCAUUCUCUGUGCGUAUGUUAAACGUUUCACAGAAAGAAAGAGAACACCAGAUACUGUAUCUUGUUCAUUGGAUGGCAGGGCGGAGUCGUCAUUGAUUAUAGAAUUGUUAAUAAUGUGAUUAAAGUUGAAAUAUCCCACACAAAAAAAA
Larimichthys crocea (large yellow croaker) is the source of this 1201-nucleotide messenger RNA. RefSeq names its product mitochondrial ribosomal protein L12 (gene mrpl12). NCBI's taxonomy places the organism in Eukaryota, Metazoa, Chordata, Actinopteri, Sciaenidae. Gene Ontology annotation, biological process: translation. Gene Ontology annotation, cellular component: mitochondrial large ribosomal subunit; ribosome. The transcript is spliced from 6 exons. Gene Ontology annotation, molecular function: mRNA binding; structural constituent of ribosome. The record is from RefSeq and is a predicted model, not a curated record. The coding region runs from base 44 to 718 and encodes 224 amino acids.